GACUUGCAGCCGCAGAGGCAGGUCGGACAGGAGGGUCGGCGGUUGUAAACCCAUGUGGCGGGGGUUGUGGACCCUGGCUGCCCGAGCGGCACGUGGGCCUCGCAGACUGUGCCGGCGCCAGGGCAGCGGCGCUCCGGCUCUCAGCUCCGGGGCUACCAUCUUCGCGUUGAGCUCUGGCCAAGGCCGUUGCGGCAUCGCGGUGAUCAGGACCAGCGGCCCUGCCAGCGGCUACGCCCUCCGGAUCCUCACAGCGCCCCGGGACCUGCCCGCAGCCCGCAAAGCCAGCCUGCGCCUGCUCAGCGACCCCCGUUCCGGGGAGCCUCUGGACCGCGCGCUCGUGCUCUGGUUCCCAGGUCCCCGAAGUUUCACGGGUGAGGACUGCGUGGAGUUCCACGUGCAUGGAGGCCCGGCCGUGGUGAGCGGCAUCCUGCAGGCCCUGGGCAGUGUGCCAGGGCUGCGGCCGGCAGAAGCAGGAGAGUUCACCAGGCGAGCAUUCGCCCAUGGGAAGCUGAACCUGACCGAGGUGGAGGGGUUGGCUGAUCUAAUCCACGCAGAAACCGAGGCACAACGGCGGCAGGCCCUGAGGCAGCUGGACGGGGAGCUGGGCCACCUCUGCCGCAGCUGGGCCGGGACCCUCACCAAGGCUCUGGCCCACGUGGAGGCCUAUAUCGAUUUCGGUGAGGAUGACGACCUGGAGGAGGGUGUCCUGGAGCAAGCGGACGUCGAAGUUCGGGCGCUGGAGGUGGCACUAGGUGCUCAUCUACGGGAUGCCAGGCGUGGGCAGAGGCUGCGCUCAGGGGCGCACGUUGUGGUCACUGGACCCCCCAACGCAGGCAAGAGCAGCCUGGUGAACUUGCUCAGCCGGAAGCCUGUGUCCAUCGUGUCCCCGGAGCCAGGGACCACUCGAGAUGUGCUGGAGACCCCCGUGGAUCUGGCUGGGUUCCCUGUGCUGCUGAGCGACACGGCGGGUUUGCGGGAGGGCACAGGGCCCGUGGAGCAGGAAGGCGUCCGGCGGGCCUGGGAGAGGCUGGAGCAGGCUGAUGUCAUUGUGGCCAUGCUGGACGCCUCUGACCUGGCCUCUCCCUCCAGCCGCAACUUCCUGGACACAGUUGUAGCCCCCAUGGGAUCCCAGAGCCCCAGUGAGAGCAACCAGCGCCUUGUGCUGGUGCUGAACAAGUCGGACUUGCUGCCCCCUGAGGGCCCAGGCCCCGGUCCUGACCUGCCCCCCAACCUGCUGCUGUCGUGCCUGACCGGAGAGGGGCUCCACGAUCUCCUGGAGGCCCUGAGGAAGGAGCUGGCUGCAGUGUGUGGGGACCCAUCCACAGGCUCACCACUCCUGACACGCGCAAGGCACCAACAUCACCUCAAAGGUUGCCUGGAUGCCCUCAGCCACUACAAGCAGUCGAAAGACCUGGCCCUGGCGGCUGAGGCACUGCGUGUGGCCCGGGGACACCUGACCUGCCUCACAGGUGGAGGGGGCACUGAGGAGAUCCUGGACAUCAUCUUCCGGGACUUCUGCGUGGGCAAGUGAGGGGACUGCCCAGAGUCUUAGGGGACAGCUUGGUCCAGAUGGGGUUCCCAUUCACUCAAGGAAGAACCUGAUUCCAAAACAGUGAAGCAGGCCAGAUGCGGUGGCUCACACCUGUAAUCCCAGCAC
Messenger RNA from Propithecus coquereli (Coquerel's sifaka), 1657 nucleotides. It is a transcript of the gene GTPBP3, whose product is annotated as GTP binding protein 3 (mitochondrial). Gene Ontology annotation, molecular function: GTP binding; protein binding; GTPase activity. Lineage: Eukaryota; Metazoa; Chordata; Mammalia; Primates; Indriidae. The record is from RefSeq and is a predicted model, not a curated record. Gene Ontology annotation, biological process: tRNA wobble uridine modification; tRNA methylation. The transcript is spliced from 9 exons. Bases 53 to 1531 code for a protein of 492 amino acids. Gene Ontology annotation, cellular component: mitochondrion; cytoplasm.